Molecule: messenger RNA, 2372 nt
Organism: Arabidopsis arenosa
Lineage: Eukaryota; Viridiplantae; Streptophyta; Magnoliopsida; Brassicales; Brassicaceae
Source: the annotation of a GenBank genome assembly
AUAUCCGCGUUGCGUUAAUGCUUGGAUGUUUAUAGAUAAGUUAACCGUAAUAAAGUUAUAUGAUAUGACCUAGAUUCGGAUGUUUGAUUUCAGAAUUGAGAUCUAAAUCAUGAACAUCCAUACUCUCCUCUUCGUCUCACUCCUCAUAUUCUCACUCACCGAGUCGAGUCGUGGAAGAAACAAAGAUAGACUCUUCACCGAGCUCCAAAACUCAAUCGAGGUCACCGCUAAACCUGUAAAAGAUAGUGGAGUUUUAGAAGGUGGAAAAGAUAUGGUGACAAUUACAUGGAAGCUAAAGUCGUCAACCAAGGUCGACAUGGAUGCUGCCUUCAAGACAAUCCAAAUCAAGCUUUGUUAUGCACCGAUCAGCCAAGUUGAUAGACCAUGGCGGAAGUCUGAUAACAAACUCUCUAAGGACAAUAGUUGUCCUCACGAGAUUGUGUCCAAGCCAUACGACAUGACCCCCCAAUCACUCGAUUGGACCGUCGAACUUGAUAUCCCCUCUGGAACCUAUUUCGUACGUGCCUAUGGAAUUGAUGGAGAUGGCCGCGAAGUAGCAUACGGACAAAGCACAGAUGAGGGAAGGACGACAAAUCUCUUCAGCGUUCAGGCCAUUAGUGGUCAUCACGUGGCGCUCGACAUAGCAUCCAUCUUUUUCAGUGUCUUCUCCGUUGUUUCUGUGUUUGUCAUCUUUGUCAUGGAGAAGAGGAAGGCCAAGGUUGAGCAAAGGAGAGACACUCACGCCAUGAGCACUCCCAUGGAGAUUGCCGAGCAAAACCCUAUGGUGGAGGACACGAUUCCGAUUCCUCUUCCCAAUGCUUCCAUGGAGGUCUCUCACCAGAAUCCCAUUGAAGCAACGACUAUCCCCGAGCAAAUUGCCGUCGCUGAGCCAGUCGCUACACCCAAUCCUCCUCCUUGCCUCCACGAGAACAAAUUCCUCGUAUCUGUGGAGGUCUGCUUAAAGCCUUCAAGCACGGCUCGUCUAGAGGAUGUCCAGAGAGCUGUUGAACGGAUGCUGGAAACUAGGAGCAUGAGCUAUGCAGAUGGACUGGUAUUGAUACCUGCAGACGACUUGUUCCUUGUUGAAAAUGUUCAAAGAAUUUGCAUUUGUGAUACAGAGGAAUGGGUGAAAAAUAAUGAUGUUCUCUUGUUCUGGCAAGUGAAGCCAGUUGUCCACGCCUUCCAGCUCUUUGAAGAAGGACCAUGUGAGGACUUGUGCACAGAUGGACAACCUGCUAGCUUUAAUGAAUGGAUUCUACCCGCUAAGGAGUUUGAUGGCUUAUGGGAAAGCCUAAUAUAUGAAUCUGGACUUAAGCAAAGGUUACUACGUUACGCUGCAAGUGCGUUGCUGUUCACGCAGAAGGGUGUUAAUCCAAAUCUCGUUUCAUGGAAUAGGAUUAUUCUUUUGCACGGACCACCAGGGACUGGCAAAACAUCCCUUUGCAAAGCGUUGGCUCAAAAGCUUUCAAUUCGGUGCAACUCCAGAUAUCCACAUUGCCAGUUGAUUGAAGUCAAUGCUCACUCUCUAUUUAGUAAAUGGUUCUCUGAAAGUGGCAAACUGGUUGCCAAGCUUUUCCAAAAAAUCCAAGAGAUGGUGGAGGAAGAUGGAAAUCUGGUAUUUGUUUUGAUCGAUGAAGUUGAAAGUCUUGCUGCUGCGCGAAAAGCUGCAUUGUCUGGCUCAGAACCUUCAGAUUCUAUUCGGGUUGUGAAUGCACUACUCACCCAAAUGGACAAAUUGAAAUCAGCACCGAAUGUGAUAAUCCUUACAACAUCUAACAUAACUACUGCUAUUGAUGUUGCUUUUGUGGAUCGAGCUGACAUAAAAGCUUAUGUUGGGCCUCCAACUCUUCAUGUUCGUUAUGAAAUAUUAAGGUCUUGUGUUGAGGAAUUAAUAAGUAAAGGGAUCAUAUCAAGUUUCCAGGGCUGUGAUGAACUCUCUAUUCCAAGCUUUUCAAGUUUGAAAGAAAAAGCAAAUGAAAGUGAGGUUCAUGAUUCAAAUACAGUUCCCUGGUUCUGUAAACAGUUGAUAGAGGCUGCAAAAGGGUGUGAGGGUUUAAGUGGGAGAUCAUUGAGGAAGCUUCCGUUUUUAGCGCACGCAGCACUUGCAGAUCCAUAUAGCCAUGAUCCAAGUAAUUUCCUGUGUACAAUGAUAGAAACAGCUAAGAGAGAGAAGUCUGAACAGCCUGAAUGACCCUUUUUGUGAGGUCAUAAACAAAUAACAAUGGAUAUGGUUUAUUCAGAAAAAUGUUAUGCUAAUUGUUGAUUUAAACAUCUCUUCAUUAUCUCCAACUAUGCAUCUGUUUCACCUUCUAUUUUAGCAUAAACUUCUAACUCAAAAAUUGAAUCAAAGAUAAUAAAUGUUGAAUGGGGUC